GACGUCAUAGAAUCAAAAUGAUUGGGAACAUUUAUUUUGUUGUACAAGUAUUUGAUUUCAGCUUUUAAUCUAUACGCACUUAGAUUACUUAGAGAAGAAAUUAUUAAUAGAUCACAUACUAAAGAAAUCAAAAUGAGCGAACUAACUCCAGAUGAGAUGAGGAGAAGAAGAUUGGCUCGCCUUGCUGGUAUCCAACCUAGUACACCGGUAUCAGUACCAACUACUUCCAGUUCAAUAUCACCUUCAGCUAGUCCACAAACUACACGAAAUCCACCUCCUAGUAGUUUAGGAAUCGAAGCAGCUUCUAUGGAAUCUGAAGCUACCAGUCCUAGUCUAGAUACAGUUGUAAUGGAAUCUCAGCCUAGUCAAACAAUGGAAAUAGAUACAGAGGGUACAGAGAAAAAUUCUCAGUGUCAGAUGGAUGUAGACUCUGGUAUAGAAAAUAUGGAAACUGAAGAUAGUGAAGUCAGUAAACCAGAGAUUAAAAGACACAGGGAUACUAGUAUUGGAUCAGAAGCUACUGAAGAUCAGAUAUUAAAUGCUGUUAGUCGUGUUUUUACUGUGUCAUGGAAAGAUUCUACUACAGACACUCUUCAUUUACCAGAACUAGGGGAAGUAAUUCAGCAACAGCAAGGUAGUGUAGAUUUCCGUGAUGUGAUAAACCAGAUAUUGAUGGAGGUUUUAAUGAAGAUACAAGGCAGUACUGAUAAUCCCUUAUUGACCUUACGACCCGUGACCCCAGCUGUCUCACCUAUGAAAAGCUACAGUAGUAGCCCUCGCAGUAUAAGCCCAAUGCAGCUAACACCUGAUGUACCUAAACGAGAAUUUGUAUCACGUUGUGAACCAGUAAAAUGUAAAGAAGUCAAUAUGAUAAACUAUUUACUAGAUUGUUAUGAAAGAGUUGGUAUAGAAGAAAGAACAGCACCCAAGAGAUCAAGUAUUCCACCAAUGAGUGAUGUAUUAUCAAUAGCUAGAAAUCAAUGUGUCUGUUUAACAUCACUCGUAUUACAAGGAACAUUUUCUACCAACAGGAGUUGUGUUAAUGGUACAUCUCAUUUACUGCCCUAUCUCAUGUCACAUAAUCUACCUCGAGGAUUUUUACCCGAACUUGUACAGACUGUUUGCCCUGACUGGGAUGGGUUCUCACGGGUAUUCAGUCCUUUAUUACAAAGUUUACAUCGUAUGAUGCAGACAGUAUAUUUAGAUACAGACGAUUAUAGAGAACCCUUAGCUAUAUUAGCUGAAUUAUGUGAGAUCAAGAGUACUAGCUAUAGACCUAUAUGUAAACUUAUAACAGAACAAGGUAACUGGAAUUACCCUGCUGUAUCAAAAGCCAGUGGCUUGGAGGUUGAAAAACUCUCAUUUCUCGGGCCCUUCCUUGGUCUCUCAGUUUUUGCUGAAGAUAAUGUUCAUGUGGUUGAGAAGUUUUUUGCUGGUCCACCUCAGAUGUUACGAGCCGACACGUUAAACGUAGCCUAUCAGUCCUUACGUCACAGGCUAGAAUAUGCCAGGACUGAACUUCACAAAAUAAUACAUGCCAUGUUAGUUAAUAGUGAUACACGUGAUGCCGCUAUGGUCUACCUCACUGCAGCCUUACAGCGCAAUUCUAGCAGAUCUCAGUUACAGGUAGAUGAAAAGUUAGUAUGUGGAGAUGGUUUUAUGUUAAAUUUACUGUCUAUAUUACAAAAAUUGUCAUUUAAAGUUGUCGUUAGUAAGGUUGAUCCAUAUUAUCCAUUCCAUCCUGACUGUAGAAUAGAUUUCUCAACAGAAACAUGUUUUAAUUGUUCUACUGAAGAUCUCAGUGAAUGGAAAAAUACACUCAAAAAACAAUCUCCACCACCAUGGCAAGAUCCUAAAUUUCCAACACAGUGUUUUUUCCUGACUUUGUAUUCUCAUCAUCUGUCUAUUAUUCCAAUAAUUGUCAAAUAUCUGCGGCGUAUACGAUUUGUACGACAGCUGUCCCAUAAUAUUGAUGAAUUAGAACGUUUGAAAUCUCAAUGGGAAAAAACGGCAGCUUCAGCACGGAAUCAGCAAUUGCUCAAAACCUGGAAGUCACAAAUACAACGUCUACAAAAAAGUAAAUUAUGUGCCGAUGCUGGUGUAUUAGAUCCACUUCUGUUACAGCGUUGUUUACAAUGUUAUUCACAAGUAGCAGAUUAUCUUCUCUCAUUGGCUGAUCCUCAAAGGAGCAGUUCCAGUCUGCCCAAUCUAUCUGAUGUACCUAUGCAAUUUCGAGCACUGCCAGAAUACUUUCUAGAAGAUUUAACAGAUUUUCUUCUAUUUGUCUUACAGAAUCAGCCAGCAGUGUUAGAGGAUAUCAGUAUCAAUAAGAUCCGAGAUGUUAUAAUAGUAUUUGUAUGUUCAGACUGUAUAACUAAUCCCCAUUUAAAGGCCAAAGUUGUGGAAGUUAUAUUUUAUUUCCAACCGUCUAUACAACCGAAAGCUGAUAAAAUCAAUGAAUUGCUGCUCAAUAAUUCUACUGCUCUCAACUAUCUAGUUCCUGCCCUCAUGAAAUUUUACACAGAGAUUGAAACAACUGGUGCUAGUUCAGAGUUUUAUGAUAAAUUUACUGUUAGAUAUCAUCUCAGUAUUAUAUUUAAAUCACUGUGGAGUAUGCAAAUACAUAAAUCAAAAUUUAUUUCUAAUGCCAAUAAUGGUAAAGAUUUUGUAAAGUUUGUGAAUAUGUUGAUGAAUGAUACAACGUUUUUACUAGAUGAAAGUUUAGACUGUUUAAAGAGAAUACAUGAAGUACAGGAACUUAUGGAUGGCUCAGAAUGGAAUACUCUAUCUAAGGAUCAACAACAACAGAAACAAAAAGAUUUAUCAGUUGAUGAAAGACAAUGUCGUAGCUAUUUAACACUAGCUUCAGAAACAGUUGAUAUGUUUGAUUAUUUAACUACAGAAAUCAAAGAACCAUUUUUAAGACCUGAAUUAGCAGAUAGAUUAGCAGCUAUGAUGAAUUUCAAUCUACAACAGUUGUGUGGUCCCAAAUGUAAAAGUUUAAAAGUUAAAACUCCAGAGAAAUAUGGUUGGGAACCAAAGAAGUUGUUAAAUAGUCUAACUGAUAUUUAUCUUCAUUUAGAUUGUGAAAAAUUUGUUGAAGCCAACUGCAAUGAUGAGCGCUCCUAUAGUAAAGCUUUAUUUGAUGAUGCUAUAGCUAGGAUGACAAAAGCUUGUAUUAAAACCACCAGUGAAAUAGAACAGUUUCGUAGUUUACAACAAAAAAUAGAACAAGUACUGGAGAAAAAGAAUCAAGUUGAACUAGAUUAUGGCGAAAUACCAGAUGAUUUUAAAGAUCCAUUGAUGGAUACCCUGAUGUCUGACCCUGUGGAACUACCCAGUGGAAAUAUCAUGGAUCGUCCCAUCAUAAUCCGCCAUUUACUUAACUCUCAAACCGACCCCUUUAAUCGUCAGGAAUUAACAGAAGAUAAGCUCAUUCCAGCCACUAACUUAAAAAAGCGUAUUGAUGAUUGGAGAAGGGAAAAAGAACAAUCGUGUAAAAAGAAGAAAAGUUCAUGAAUAUAUAAUAAUAGUCAAUAAUAAUGGUGUGUGUGUCUGUGAUGUAAGAUAAAGAAUGUAUGAUGCUGUGAAAUUGUUUCUUUCGUGCGGAAUAUUGUUAUAUUUUUAAAAAAAAACAGUGUUUCUUUCUUUUUCUUUUGUUGUCGGGCUGAACUAUUUAGCAUGUAGAAUUGUAGCAGUGUAAAUUAUUUCAUACUUUUAACUAUUUAAAAUAAGAAAAAAGAAGAAAAUAUUUGAUUUUGGGUAGGUUAUUUAUUAAUUUAUGUUUUUAAUCGUAUUUAAAAAUAUUUAUUUAUUAAAAAAAAAAUUGAAUGUUUUUAGAAUUGUAACAAGCAUUUUGUUUAGUUUAGAUUUUGAUAUUGUCCUUGCAUGUUCAGAAUGCAUUUGUAAAUUUGGAAAAACCAUUCUGCCUGUCUUGGUUGAUGAUACCGAAAUCAUUUGUUUUAAGACAUUGUGUCAUAUAUUUAUUUGGCCAUGUGUGAUAAAACAAAAAUCCUUACACGUUUCUACAUGAAAAAAUGAUCUAAUUGGUCAAUGAAAUAAUUCCCAAGUAUUCAGCAACAAAAAACAAAUGAUUUUGCUGUCAGAGAGCCAGGGUUGAGAGCUAAUAAGUUUCCAAGAAUGUUUGCCUUCUAGAUCUUACCUGUAUUUAAGAAAUCAUCAUGUCUUUUCAUACUCAUAGUAGUUGAAUUAUAAAACCUAAAUUGUAAAUUACGUAUUUCGGGAUUUGGCCCAGUUUGUACUUUUAUACCCAAAUAUUACUUUCGAUAAAAGAUGAAACUAUAUUAACCUUAUUUUUUUCGAGUAGAUUAGCAUUUAGAAAUAAGGGCUCUUGAAGUUUGUGUGAAAGUCAUACUCUAUUGUUUGGUAAGAUUCACUUUAUUAGCCGUUGGCUUUGAAACAUUUUUUAUAAGAGGAGGUGUGGGGGAGGUCAAUGUGCAUUUUGUUUUUCCUUGAAUUUCUGUAGCCUUUUAGGAAAUGUGGAAGUUGGGUAAUGUUUCCUUAAAUUCUGGUAGCCUUUAGAUAAUGUGGUAGUUUAAACAAAUGUUUUAUGAUCAACAAGCCCCAUGUUUGAAAGAAUUGACUUUCAAUUUUAUUGUUACUUCAGUUUAUAUACCUACAUCACCAAAGUACUCUUGAUAAUUGUUUUUAUUAUGAGGGGCAUGUAAGGAUAUCAUUCGGCAGAGUCUUCCGAGGUGUGCCGAAUAGUAAGGAUAUAUGACGUUUAUAAGCAAUAUACAGUUUGCAAUACCAGUUCUUGCACAAAGACCAAAUGCAUAUUAUACUUUUUUACCUUAUAGAGGAGAAAUAUAGAUAAAAAGUUCUUAUGUUUUUCAAUAGAAUUGAAGUUUAGCAACUAAAUUCCUAAGUCACAUUUAGGUUAAUGGAGCAUGACAUUCUUGAUUUAGGAUAAAUAAAGUGACCAUUUAUCGUAAACCUUAAUUCAACACUCUAUUUUGACCCAAAUCAAAAUGUCCUGGUCCUUUAAAUAUGUUUUAAUGCACAACAAAUAAUUACCAUUUAAACCAAUAGCUAAUUUUGCAUUUAGUAAAAAAUGUUGGUGCAUGCUUUAUCUACAAGCAUAACAAAGCAAUGUUGCUUAUGGUUUUGAAUAGAAUUGACCUUUCCUAUCAACUAAAUUCCCAAGGUAAUUAGGUUUUAAAGGAGCAUGACGUCCUUGCUUUUGGAUAAAAAAUUAAAGUGAUCACUUAAGUAAACCCUAAUUCAACACUUUAUUUCAAACCAAUGGCUAGUUUUGCAUUUAGAAAAAAAAAACUUGGGUACAUUCUUUAUCUGUAACAAAACAAUUUUUCUACAAUGUAUCAAAGAUGAAUACCUAACAGAGAUAAUAUUUUGUCAGAUUUCUCCCGAAUUUGUCCACAUUGAGAAGAAACAUUAAGAAACAAAUACUAUGAAAACUAGAUUUAAUAAUGCUUAAUUUUCAUAAUUGAAGAAGAAAACCUUUAUUUUUUAAAAAUUUACCGGCAUUCAUUUUGAUUUUAAGGAGUAAACUGACAAUAUGCUGGCAUUUGAUAGUUUACUCUAAUAAUCUCAUGUAACGUUUUGUAUAAUUCUCAUAUAUAUUACUUUUUUAAUAUUAAUAGAUUAUUUAUUUACUGAAAAAACUGUACUUAUACAUACAAACACUGCAUUUAUAUAUACAAGCACUGUAUUUAUAUCUACAAACACUGUAUUUAUAUCUACAAACAUUGUAUUUAUAUCUACAAACAUUGUAUUUAUAUCUACAGGUACUGUAUUUAUAUAUACAGGCACUGUAUACACUGGGGCAUAAAUAUGACAGGAAAUUACUAUUUUUUGGCUCAUCUUUACGACAAUAAAGAACAAAUUCUGUUCAGCCAUUCUGGAAAAUUGUACCACUUCCUUAUCUUUUACACUUCUUUAAUUAGGCUUUAAAAAUUAAAAUUCCCAUUUCCACUGCUUUGUUGAAUUGGCUGUCUUCAUUAGCCCAGUUGAUGCAGAACAGUAGAACGUUAAACCCUAUUUCAUUAUAUUUUCUGUUGAAUUGGCAGACAAAAAGGAGAGCAGGUAGAAGGUCCAAAUUUAUUAAAUAUGGUCACUGAUUUGAUCAAAUAAAAGAAAUCGGUAUGUGAGGAGAUGCACAGAAAAGGUGGCGUGCCAACGUUACCCUUAGUUAGUUAUGAUACAAAUUUUUUUUUUUUAUUUUCAAUGUAUAUAAUAAACAUAUAAUGUAAAACUGGAUUGUAUAUGUAUUAUUAUCUAUCAUUAAACUGUAAUAAAUGUGGAUAUGAUCCAAAUAUA
Molecule: messenger RNA, 6300 nt
Organism: Patella vulgata (common limpet)
Lineage: Eukaryota; Metazoa; Mollusca; Gastropoda; Patellidae
Product: ubiquitin conjugation factor E4 B
Exons: 26
Coding region: 133-3519 (1128 amino acids)
Biological process (GO): protein polyubiquitination
Cellular component (GO): nucleus; ubiquitin ligase complex; cytoplasm
Molecular function (GO): ubiquitin-ubiquitin ligase activity
Source: RefSeq, a predicted model, not a curated record